Acanthoscelides obtectus is the source of this 687-nucleotide messenger RNA. NCBI's taxonomy places the organism in Eukaryota, Metazoa, Arthropoda, Insecta, Coleoptera, Chrysomelidae. The record is from the annotation of a GenBank genome assembly.
AUGAAGCUCCAUCCCGGGCAAGUGUGUUGCGCUGGUAUGCCGAAUUUAAAAGAAGGCGUGUUUCAUUGGCUUAUGAAGAACGUAGUGAUUGAAGACGAAGAAACAGAUGAUAAUGAGGUAUCUGAUGGUGAAUCAACAUUGACAGAUAACGACGCUGUGAAGGAGACUCAGGAGGUUAUACAUAAUAGACCGAAAAGAAAAUUGACGGAUGUAACACCAAUUAGAAAACAGCAAAGAAAAAGUGAAGAUUCUGAUAAAUUAGAUAGAGCUUUUCAGAUACUGUCAAAAGCAUCAGCAAACGCCAAUAACCCAGAAGGACACUACGAAUGUCAGAUAUUUGGAAAUCUUGUGGCUAAAAAAUUGGCUAAAUAUUCGCCUGAAUUGCAGACCAAUACACAACAAGCGAUUAUGAAUAUUUUAUUUAAAGCAGACAGCAUCCAUAUUCGCCAAAAUUCAAGCAAUUGCCAAUCCCCACCACAACGUACUGACACUAUUCACUCAUUUUUUUCGAAUUAUCAGGCUAACCAAGAAUCCUGUUUUAAUCAAGAGCCAUCACAGUUGUCAUCUCCAACAUAUAGUUAUGGUAAUUCAAAUCCCUCGACCUCGAGUGACAAUAAUACUCCUCUUCCUCCUUCUUUGCCACACGAGUUAUUGGAUAUGUCCCACAUUGAACUACAGAGCUUGUAG